Molecule: messenger RNA, 140 nt
Organism: Cetraspora pellucida
Lineage: Eukaryota; Fungi; Glomeromycota; Glomeromycetes; Diversisporales; Gigasporaceae
Source: the annotation of a GenBank genome assembly
UAAUGAGACAGCAUAUUUAGAAUAUCAUGAAUGGCGAAGUAUGAAAUUUUCGGAUGAAUUUGUAAAAAGGUCAUAUAUGAGUAUGCGUAAUAUGGAAUGUAAUAUUUGUAAAGAGGUUGCUAGACUAAGGAUUUUAAAUG